AUGGAUUUGUUUGCCAGAGCACCGUUAGCACCUUUCGAGGGUGGUGGUUUAUCCGAUGAUCUGGACGGUUAUGAGACAUCCUCAUUGGUAGCUGAUACGGAUACUCAAAUAAAACGAGUUUCAUCUAUCCCAUUCGAUGUCAGCUACUUCUCUUUUGAGGAUUCACUCACUGAUCUGAUUGGGAAUUUUGAUGAAAAGAUAUAUCAUUGUUUUGAAAAUUUUGACGUGGAUCCUGAAAAUGCACAAAAGGUUAAUCUUUCAGGAAAUGUUCCGACUUUGGGUGAGGUCAAGCAAUGGUGGGCUGCAGCCACCGGAGAAAUCGUACCUACUGAAUCUUACCCGCUUCAUAGCUUACCAAGUAUCAUUAACUUGUAUGAUGUCGAUCAAUUUGAACUUGCAGAUGCCGAUGGAGUAACUGAAGAUGAAAUUAUAAAAACAGGUUUGCUUCAAACGAAUAGUGCUUUGCAUUACUCAAACGAAUCUAUUUGUUCGGCACGAGGUACCGUUACUACUCUGUCCUUAUCACCUGUAUCAGCUAGUUCUCGUUCAUUAACACUUGAUCAAGUUCUUCCAAAUACAUUUACCCAAAUUCUCGAUAGUGGAAUCUCAAACACUGAUGAAGAGCUCAACGGCCACUUUUUUAAAGAUUAUGAUGAUGACUGCAAAAUUCUUGAAAUUUUUCAGUCUCACCAUCCGUCUCUACCUUUGAAAAAAACUCAAAGUUGGAUAGAUGACCUUCAGAGUUUAAAAAUCAGCGUUCUCAAACUUUAUGUUCAGCAAAUGAAUAGCAAAAUUAUGCAACUUUCAGAUUGUUUGGUGGAUUCUUUGGCGGAACGAGAUGAGCUUUUAAUGCUUCGUGAAGCCAGUGAUGACUUUAUUAUAUUACUUAACUUGGUCCAUGAGCGGAAAACUCAAGCAUCCAAGGCGGCUCUCUUAGCAACAGCCAAAAGCUUGAUUCGUUCCAAAACUUUGUUUCGUGUUACUACCCCUUGGUUUACAAAAAAGCCUCAUAUAUCGGCUUCUAGUACACUGUCGUUAGUUGGAUCUUCAGAUAUUGGAAAACCAGUUACUACAACACCUAUUAGAAACGAAUCAAGCAUGCAUGUCCCAGUGAAUUCAGUCCAUUUAGAUUUACGAAAUAGUACAGUUGCUUAUGUGGCCUCUCUUAAUCUUCACUCAAAACUAAGAAGGCCUAGAACACAGCCAAUACAUGUUAACGGGACAAGUCAUUCAAACGUUCAGAGUGUUUCAAAUUCAGUCAAUUCGAUUGGUUCUAAACAACUAAAUGAAUCACAUCCCUCUGAACGUGUUGACUUAUCUUCAGAAAGUAUAAAAUCAAUACCUACUAAACAAGCGAAAAUACGCUACGAAGCCCUCGUGAAUUUGUGCAACUCUACUAAUUGGCCGGAUGGUAAACCUCAAAAUAGUCGAUCCUUACUUUUAUGUUUACCAUAUCGAAUCAACUCGGAUGUUGGAAUCUCCAUACAAGAUCUACGUCUAUUGAAUCAAAUUCUUUAUGCCACUGUCCUUGAAAAUCCUAAAAUUGAGAAGUUACUCGAAAGUUACAUAAUGAACGUUACUAAUUCUAAGGACAUCGCUAACUGGAUAAAAACUGUUGAACCUCUUCGAUGUUAUGAUUCUCAGAAGUUGAACAGUGUUUCGUGUCAAGAUCAACAUCGCAAUCAUCUUCUGUCUAAAUCAAUGCAAACACAAUGUGCUUAA
This is a messenger RNA of Schistosoma turkestanicum, 1722 nucleotides long. The record is from the annotation of a GenBank genome assembly. Lineage: Eukaryota; Metazoa; Platyhelminthes; Trematoda; Strigeidida; Schistosomatidae.